Molecule: messenger RNA, 2712 nt
Organism: Entamoeba nuttalli P19
Lineage: Eukaryota; Evosea; Mastigamoebida; Endamoebidae
Exons: 2
Coding region: 1-2712 (903 amino acids)
Source: RefSeq, a predicted model, not a curated record
AUGUUGGUUUUCUUAACAAUAGUCAUUAGUCUUGUUAACGCUCAAUUUACUUGUAAAGAUGCUGUUAAAUUUAAUUUACCAACUUAUUUUGGAAAAGCAAGUUUUGGAUCAAAUACAUCAGUUUCACAAAUUAUUGAUGCAAAUGGACAAACCCAAACGGCUUAUGGUAUUUAUUAUAAAGCAACUGCUCCUGAUGACUUUGACAAUACAAUUAUUAAUAUAAAUACAUGUGAUGCUUCUACUGUAAUUCCAUCUGAAAUACUUAUUUUUGAGGGGUGUUCUUCAGAUGGCGUUGCAAGUAAUUUUAAGACAAUUUCUGGAAUAGACAAUGGUUGUAGUCUUGCUUCAGAUUUUCCAGUUAUUGACUUUGAAAUUAAAAAAGGAGUUACUUAUUAUAUCCUUGUAAAAUUAGUUAAUCCAGAUGACCAAGGAGUAGUUUCUUUCAGUAUCACUUCUUCUCAUGAAGACAAUCCUAAUGUUGAAUGCAAUGUUGCAAAAGAAGUUACUCAAGUAAGAUUUGUUGAUAGAGGGUUGUUAUUAAAGAGUAAAGUCCCUGCUAGUAAACCACUUUGUUAUAAACAAGCAUACCCCACCUUAUGGUAUAAAAUUAAAGGAGAUGGUAGAUAUUUAGUUGUUAAUACCUGUAAUUAUUAUACCAAUUUUGAUACACAUCUUGUUGUUGUUAAAGAGUUAAAUAAUUUAGUUUGUACUGAUGCUAGAUGUAUGAAAGAAGCAGAUGAUGGUUGUGGAAAAUCAUCAAAGUCAUCCAUACUUGCUUUUAAAACAGAAGUUAAUGAAGUGUAUUAUAUUGGGGUUAGAGGUAAUCUUGGCGAAGAAGGACAGUUUGAAAUUUCUAUUGAUUAUUUAUCUGAGUCAAUUCCAGCUACUUGUACCAGAUCACUCCCAAUUAAAUUACUUCCAUUUACAAGAACCAUUGAUAUUCCAGAUGCAUGGCCAACACAAGCAGGUGCAUGUUUAGAUGAACAAGAACAUAAAUCAGUGUAUUUAACACUUGAAGGAACAGGAAGUGAGGUAGUUAUUUCUACAUGUAAGUCACUUGAUUCCAGUUUAAAACCAAUUGGAGUUUCUGUAGAAUUAAUUAAUAAUUGUGAAGAUGAGAAUUGUGCAUUUGAUGGAAGUGAAUAUGGAGAGUGUGGUGAAAAUAAUUAUAUUGUAAAGAAAACAGAAAAAGGACAAAACUAUUAUAUUAAAGCAUACUGCAAUACUGGUAAUUGUGAAAUAACUCUUUCUGUUUAUGAAAAAGCUAGUUCUCAUGACACAUGUGAAAGUGCACGUGAAUUAAUUAGACCAACACAAUACAGUGAGAUUGCUGAUGUUAAAAGACUUCAAACUUCUAUUCAUGGAUGUCAUUCUGUUGCAAAGACUGAUGCAGGAUUAUGGUAUUUGUUAAAACGUAGUUCAGACAUUGUUAAUGAAAAGUAUACAAUCCUUGGUAUGAGUGCCACACGAUCAAAAAUUGCUUGGAUUGAAUUUCCAUAUGAAUGUGGACUUAUACAAUGCGAACAAUUAAUUCAAGGAGAAGCACAUUUGUCAUUUGCUAAAGAAUCACAAUACAUAUUUGUUUAUUCCAAUAAUGAUUAUGGACAAAAAGGUCUUAUUGUUCAAUUUAUUUCAGAAGAAGAAAAUUAUUAUCAUAAUUGUCCUGAUGCUAUGUUUAUUACCCUUCCAUUUACUGCAAUUCAUUCAUUUGAUAAUUCUGCUUCACAAUUAUUAUGCUCAUCUAAAUCAGCUGCAUCUAGUUUUUACCGAUUUGUUUUACCAGAAGAUCAAAAAGUUGAUGUGUCUACAUGUUUCCCUAAGACAAUUAUUGAUACGGGUAUUGAGAUAACAACAGGAUGUUUUGGUGAUAGUGAUUUGAGUGCUUCAUGUAUUGAUUAUAAUUCAGAAGGAAAAGGCUGUGUUAAUGGAGCUGCAGCAAUGUCAGUCUCAUUAAAAGGAGAACAACAAUAUUAUCUUAAUAUUUAUUCUGAGUCUAAAUCAACCUUGAAUUUAAAGCAAUACAGAUUUGUUAUUUUCACUGAAGAAGUACCAAAGAAUUCUGUUUGUAAUAAAGCAAUUGAGUUACCAUAUGAAGAUGGAUAUUCUGAAUAUUUAGUAUUAAAUAGAUAUUCAAAAGAAACUAAUUUUGGUAGUGAAUAUGGAACGACAAAAGGUAGUUGGUUCCAUAUUAAUGUUAUGAAAAAAACAACUGUAACUGUUAGAACAUGUUCUCCUAGUACUACUUCUGACUCUUUGAUUGUUACUGCAAAUGAAUGUUAUGUUACUCAACAAAACAGUAAAGAAAUGUCUAAUCCAACAGAAUUAGAAGAUAUUGCUGUAAGUGGAAUUAAUAAUUGUGACAUUCAUGGUACUUAUCUCACUUUCAAUUUAGAAGCAAAUCAAAGUAAAUUCAUCUUUGUUGGACCUCAAAACUUCAAUGACGAAGCAUUUAUUGGAGUUGAAUUUUAUAUGAACUCUCCAGAUGAUGAUGACGACGACAAUGACAGUAGUUCUAGUUCUCAAAAACCAACAGAAAGUAGUAGUUCCAAUAACAACAACAAAGAUGACGAUGACUACAAUAACAGUACAACACCGAUUGGGUGGAUUAUUUUUGGAGUUCUUUUCUAUGUUCUUUUUGUUAUUGUGCUGAUUAUUACUAUAAUUGCCAUUAAAAUGAAACGUAAAAAUUCUGGAUAUGCUACUUUAGUUUAA